Molecule: messenger RNA, 645 nt
Organism: Ascochyta rabiei
Lineage: Eukaryota; Fungi; Ascomycota; Dothideomycetes; Pleosporales; Didymellaceae
Exons: 2
Coding region: 1-645 (214 amino acids)
Source: RefSeq, a predicted model, not a curated record
AUGCGUUUCUUCGAAGCUUUGGCUGUGGCCACGUUGACUUCAUCUGCUGCCGCCUCUGCUAUACCCGCAGCCAAGCUUGUGGGUGUUCUCCCUCGUGAAGCAGAGGUAGUGGUCCCUGACAAGGGCCACUACGACAAGCGCGAAGUGGUCGUCCCUGACAAAGGCCACUACGACAGGCGCGAGGUGGUCGUCCCUGACAAAGGCCACUACGACAAGCGCGAAGUGGUCGUCCCUGACAAAGGCCACUACGACAGGCGCGAGGUGGUCGUCCCUGACAAAGGCCACUACGACAGGCGCGAGGUGGUCGUCCCUGACAAGGGUCACUACGACAGGCGCGAGGUGGUCGUCCCUGACAAGGGUCACUACGACAGGCGCGAGGUGGUCGUCCCUGACAAAGGCCACUACGACAGGCGCGAGGUGGUCGUCCCUGACAAGGGUCACUACGACAGGCGCGAGGUGGUCGUCCCUGACAAAGGCCACUACGACAGGCGCGAGGUGGUCGUCCCUGACAAGGGUCACUACGACAGGCGCGAGGUGGUCGUCCCUGACAAGGGUCACUACGACAGGCGCGAGGUGGUCGUCCCUGACAAGGGUCACUACGACAGGCGCGAGGUGGUCGUCCCUGACAAGGGCCACUACGAUUAA